Molecule: messenger RNA, 1074 nt
Organism: Abrus precatorius (Indian licorice)
Lineage: Eukaryota; Viridiplantae; Streptophyta; Magnoliopsida; Fabales; Fabaceae
Product: microtubule-associated protein RP/EB family member 1C
Exons: 6
Coding region: 40-1014 (324 amino acids)
Biological process (GO): thigmotropism; regulation of microtubule polymerization or depolymerization; spindle assembly
Cellular component (GO): microtubule plus-end; spindle midzone; cytoplasmic microtubule
Molecular function (GO): microtubule plus-end binding
Source: RefSeq, a predicted model, not a curated record
GAAUCCGAAAGGAAAAGAAACAACGAGUGAAGCAGAGAAAUGGCGACUAACAUUGGGAUCAUGGAUUCAGCUUACUUCGUUGGCCGAUCGGAGAUUCUUUCGUGGAUCAAUUCCACUCUCCAACUCAAUCUGUCCAAAGUCGAAGAGGCAUGUUCCGGUGCGGUCCAUUGCCAGCUUAUGGAUGCCGCCCACCCAGGGAUCGUGCCUAUGCACAAGGUCAAUUUCGAUGCUAAGAACGAGUACGAGAUGAUUCAGAACUACAAGGUCCUUCAGGAUGUCUUCAACAAACUCAAGAUCACUAAGCACAUCGAGGUCAGCAAGCUAGUGAAAGGAAGGCCACUCGAUAACCUGGAGUUCAUGCAAUGGAUGAAAAGAUACUGUGAUUCUGUCAAUUCUGGACACAAUUAUAAUCCUCUGGAGAGAAGGGAGGUUUGCAAGGGAGGAAGAGAAGUGAGCAAGAAAUCGGCAAAUUCCCAAUCCUCAACCAAAGGUGCUACUGCACAGAGACCUCAAUCCUCCCAUAAUGCUCGAAGAAAUGAUGUCUCUACUGCAAACGCUGCAAAUCAGGCUGCAAAGGUCACGAGACCUCCUUCUGCAGCAGGCCCUGUAUAUGAAGAACAGAUAACGGAGUUGAAGUUAUCUAUUGAUAGCCUUGAGAAGGAAAGAGAUUUCUACUUUGCAAAACUGAGAGACAUUGAGAUACUAUGCCAGGUUCCUGAGAUAGAACACUCACCGGUUGUUGCAGCAAUACAGAAGAUAUUAUAUGCUACUGAUGACGAUGGAACAGCUGUAGCUGAAGCUCAAGCUAUGAUUUCUGUUGGUCAUAAGGAAAUAGAAGGAUUGAGCCCCAUUGCUGAGGCUUCCGACGAGAAAUGCAGUUCAGAAACUCACAAGAGAAAGAAUAUAGCCAAUCUUGACUUUGAUGCUACUGGCAUCGCAACUUUGUCUCCCAGACAGAGGCUUUCAGAUGUUUCAGAUGUUCGCUGUAGCGAGUCACCUCUUAUGACUUGUUAAGGAGGGAUCAGGGAUCACCUUAUGUUGUUAAUUCAAUUAGAAACUUGGAAAACUAUCUUC